Malaya genurostris is the source of this 1919-nucleotide messenger RNA. RefSeq names its product sodium/potassium/calcium exchanger 3-like. Gene Ontology annotation, biological process: calcium ion transmembrane transport; intracellular calcium ion homeostasis. The transcript has 8 exons. Bases 135 to 1760 code for a protein of 541 amino acids. Gene Ontology annotation, molecular function: calcium channel activity; calcium, potassium:sodium antiporter activity. Lineage: Eukaryota; Metazoa; Arthropoda; Insecta; Diptera; Culicidae. Gene Ontology annotation, cellular component: membrane. The record is from RefSeq and is a predicted model, not a curated record.
CAGUCAACUUUCUUUCGAUCUUUGUCCCUUGUCGACGCGUAGUGUUCUGUCCUUAUUUGAAUCGAACCCACCCAGGGUUAUUUAAGUGUGUUUGAGGUGUUGAGCGGAGUGCACCGAAUCUUUCUUGUUCUGAGAUGGUAAAACCUGGGACGUUUUUCGGAAUCAAGAAUCAUAGAGUGAAAGUUGCUUUUGCGCUUAGAGUGUUGUUCGUUGUGAGUUUAGUGUCGAUUUCGCUAAUAAACUCGUUGAUAACAUCAUCCGAUGGAAAAGCCGUAGCGGAAAAAUCGCACCCUCGCCGUCAUCUGCUUGAGAUUCUGCAGGAUCAGGUGGAAGUAUUUGAACCUGCGGAUAUAGAGCUUGUGACUGAAGCAUUCACAGAAGGCUCGGUUACUCCGGAAGCGGGUUGGUUUCCUGGUCGAAAUUGUACACCAGCAGCGAUCUUCGAGUUUCCGUCGGACGGGUUCACUCGUGAGGAUCGCCGUCAUGGAUGGAUCGUAAUCCACUUACUAAUCGCAUGCUAUUGCUUCUGGCUGCUAGCGACCGUCUGUGAUGACUACUUUGUUCCGGCAAUUGAGUCGAUGUGCAAAAAGUUACGUGUGAAGGAGGAUGUAGCAGGGGCAACUUUCAUGGCGGCAGCCUCAUCCAGCCCUGAGCUGUUUAUCAAUUGUGUGGGGACAUUCGUAACGAAAGGCGAUAUAGGAGUAGGUGCCGUAGUAGGAUCCGCAGUGUUUAAUAUUCUAGCCGUACCAGCGGUUUGUGGACUAUUCGGAGGACAGGUCGUUCAACUGAAAUGGUGGCCUGUCACACGAGACUCGAUGAUGUACGGCAUGGCCGUUAUCGGCCUGAUCACCGUGCUCUUCGACGGGAAGGUGAUGUGGUACGAGGCGCUUAUCUUGGUUUCAGCCUACAUUUUCUACAUUACCGCAAUGUACUGCAAUGACUCCAUAAACCGCUUCAUGUCACGAGCAUUUCGGCGAAAAUCCUGCGUUCGACCGUACACGGAGGUUACUGAAAUCUCCCCGCUGCUGUCCAACGAACAGAAUGGUGCCAAUGGUACUUUGAAAAAUGGUCAAGCUAGACAAUCCUGUGAUAGCGAUGCUAGUGAAGAUAGCUUCGAAGAAUUCGAACUGGCAUCAACCCCCUGGAAUCGUCGCGACGAGAAUACGCUGGUUUAUUUGUGUCGCUGGCCCAUCACAUUUAUCCUGUGGGCGACCAUCCCAGACUGCCGUCGGUAUCCAAAAUUACACAUUUUAACGUUUUUCGCUUGCAUUUUUUGGAUCGGUAUCACGUCCUACUUCGUAGCAUUCCUGAUCACUGUAGUUGGUGACACUAUUGACAUUCCUGACUCUGUGAUGGGACUUACGUUCCUAGCGGCCGGUACGAGCGUUCCGGAAGCAGUAUCCAGUAUUAUCGUCACCAAUCAGGGCCACGGUGAAAUGGGUGUCAGUAACUCUCUUGGAUCCAACACUUUCGACAUUCUACUAUGUCUCGGUCUGCCAUGGUUGAUUAAAUCGCUUGGCUUCCCUGCCGUUCCAGGAAACCGAUGGGUUUCACUAAACUCGUCUGGUCUUACUUACUCAGCGAUAUCGCUGCUAUCGACCCUGUGUGGAUUGUACAUCGCCUUCUGGACCAACCAUUUCAAGUUAGACUGGAAGGUUGGGCUCACGUGUCUGAUGAUGUAUGUGGCCUUUCUGACGGUGUCCAGCUUGAUCGAGCUGAAUGUGUUUUUCCAGGUCAAUCUACCAACCUGUAUGCAUUGAUUGCUCAUGUAGUUGCACCAACGAAAAAUUUGUUAGAUUACGGUGUGCUAUAUUAUAAUUGUAUUAGUGAUGUAAGAUUAAAGUGUGAAUUGUGUACCAGAAUACUUUGUAAGUUAAACAAAAAUAUACUCAACUAUUUCAAGCUUAUAGUACACUCCA